Messenger RNA from Acanthochromis polyacanthus (spiny chromis), 3523 nucleotides. It is a transcript of the gene clcn1b, whose product is annotated as chloride channel, voltage-sensitive 1b. Gene Ontology annotation, cellular component: membrane. NCBI's taxonomy places the organism in Eukaryota, Metazoa, Chordata, Actinopteri, Pomacentridae. The record is from RefSeq and is a predicted model, not a curated record. Gene Ontology annotation, biological process: chloride transport; transmembrane transport. Gene Ontology annotation, molecular function: voltage-gated chloride channel activity.
UUGAGCCGAGUCGGCCUCGAGGCUCCGUCUGUCGUCUCUGCUUUCCCUUCCUGUGAACAUGAGACAGAAAUGCGAGGCGGGCGUGCGGCUCUGCUGUGAUUUGAACUCCGUGCUUCGGUUUCAGCCGCACGUCGCGGAUCUUGCAGCUUUUUACGGCUUCUGCGGUUUUGAGGCUGCAAACCGAUCGCCGGUCACGAGGUGUGUGUUUCUGCGGUUGUAGCAGCGACGGAGGGGAAGAUGAGGAAUCUCCUCCUCUGGCCUCCGUCCAGCCUCUCUGCAGCGGGGAGGGCUUUUUCCGAUCUCUAUGCCCGUUUUGUCUAUUUCUGUCCGCCGGGUAUUCAGCUCUACGGUGAAUACAGGGAGCAGCUGGGAAACUUCGCCCGACGGGAAGCCGCCCGUCUGCUGACCGAGAGACAAUGGAGGCGACGGGCCGGGGACGACGGCUCGGCUUCAGGACAGAGAGGCCGACGACAUCAGCAUCAUCACCCGGUUACCCUGGAGACACACAGCAGCCACGCCUCCUCCUGCAAGAAGCCCCGCCCCUAUUCCAAAUGCCAAGACUGUUUGGCUCGUGUGCGGCGCUACAUCAUCACCAAGAUGGGUGAGGACUGGAUCUUCCUGGUUCUUCUGGGCCUGACGAUGGCGCUGGUGAGCUGGACGAUGGACUACGCCAGCGCUAAGAGCCUCCAGGCCUAUAAAUGGAUCCACAGCGAGCUGAGGGGCAACGUUCCGCUUCAGUACCUGGCCUGGGUCACCUAUCCCAUGAUCCUCGUCAUGUUCGCCUCCCUGUUCUGUCACCUGGUUUCCCCUCAGGCCAUCGGUUCUGGUAUUCCUGAGCUGAAGACCAUCCUGAGAGGCGUUGUUCUAAAGGAGUAUCUGACCCUGAAGGCGUUUGUUGCUAAAGUCGUCGGUCUGACGGCCGGUCUGGGCAGCGGGAUGCCGGUUGGAAAAGAGGGUCCGUUCGUCCACAUCGCCAGCAUCUGUGCAGCGGUUCUGAGCCGCUUCAUGUCCAUCUUCUCUGGAGUCUACGAGAACCCGUAUGGGUACACAGAUAUUCUGACGGUGGGCUGUGCUGUGGGGGUGGGCUGCUGCUUCGGGACUCCACUAGGAGGCGUGUUGUUCAGUAUUGAGGUCACGUCCACCUACUUUGCGGUGAGGAAUUACUGGCGAGGAUACUUUGCUGCCACGUUCAGCGCCUUCAUAUUCAGGGUUCUGUCUGUUUGGAACAAGGAUGCCGUCACAAUCACAGCUCUGUUCAAAACCAACUUCCGCAUGGAUUUUCCCUUCGACCUGCAGGAGCUGCCGGCAUUCGCCAUAAUCGGGAUCUCCUGCGGCUUCCUGGGAGCGUUCUUCGUCUACCUGAACAGACAGGUGGUUCUGUUCAUGAGGAGGCCGACCGCUCUGACCCGCUUCCUCACCAAACACCGUCUCAUCUAUCCCGGUGCUGUGACUCUCAUCAUCUCCACCUUCACCUUCCCUCCUGGAUUCGGUCAGUUUAUGGCCGGAGAGCUGAUGCCCAGAGAGUGCAUCAACUCCCUCUUUGAUAACUUCACCUGGACCAAAAUCUCAGAUUCUCCUGCUCCUCCGGGUCUCGGUCGCUCCUCCAUCUGGCUGCAUCCUCAAGUCAGCGUCUUCAUCAUCCUCCUGCUCUUCUUCAUCAUGAAGUUCUGGAUGUCAGCCGUUUCCACGACGAUGCCCAUCCCCUCUGGAGCCUUCAUGCCGGUCUUCAUUCUAGGAGCUGCCUUUGGCCGUCUGGUGGGGGAGAUCAUGGCCACCCUGUUCCCCAACGGGAUCCUGUUUGAUGGGAUCGUCUACCGCAUCCUGCCGGGAGGCUACGCCGUGAUUGGAGCGGCGGCCCUGACGGGCGCCGUUACCCACACGGUUUCCACGGCCGUGAUCUGCUUCGAGCUCACCGGUCAGAUCUCCCACAUCCUGCUGAUGGUGGCCGUCAUCCUGGCCAACAUGGUGGCCCAGGGCCUGCAGCCGUCGCUCUACGACUCCAUCAUCCAGGUGAAGAAGCUGCCCUACCUGCCUGAGCUGGCCCUCGGGCACAUCAGCAAGUACAACAUCUUCGUAGAGGACAUCAUGGUGCGCAAAGUGAGGUUCUUGUCUUCUCAGUCCACCUACCGGGAACUGAACCACCUGCUGGAGAACACGACGCUGAAAACCAUCCCGCUGGUCGACUCCAAGGAGUCGAUGAUCCUUCUCGGGUCCAUCGAGAGGACGGAGCUUCAGGCCGUCCUGGACUGGUGGCUUUCAGCAGAGAGACGAGUGUUUGAGAGAGGUCAGAGUUCUCCCAGCUCCAAGGUCAGCUGGGAGUCCUUCAGCUUUGUGGACGAGGAGGGAGGAGACGACAAGACCGUGGCUCCGGUCCAGGAGGAAUGUAACGGACCGGUCCCGUCCCCCAAACCCCCAGAGGUGUCCACCAACCACACGGCUUCAGACAAGAGAAAGCUGCCGUCUGUCAGGAGAACCCUGCAGAGACUCUUCUCCUCCACGUCCUCCUCGGGUCAGACGGAACCUCAGGAGACCACACCUCCUCCGCUGACGGACUCCAUGUCUCCAGAGGAGAUCAAAGCCUGGGAGGAGGCGGAGCUGGACAAAGCGAUCGAUAUGGAGCAGAUACGUAUCGAUCCGUCGCCGUUCCAGCUGGUGGAGAGAACGUCUCUGCACAAGACCCACACUCUGUUCUCCCUCCUGGGCCUCAGUCACGCCUACGUCACCAGCAUCGGCAAGCUGGUGGGAGUCGUGGCUCUAAAGGAGCUCCAGAAGGCCAUUGAAGGCUCCACUCGUAGCGGGGUGAGGCUCCGUCCUCCCCUUGCCAGCUUCAGAGACGCCAGCAGAAAAACCAAGAAGCACCAGCCUCCCUCCUCCACCCCGUCCUCCCCCACCAGGGACAAAGACCUGUGGGGGGAGGGCGACCUGGUGAGGAAGGAGUCCAGGGAGGAUUCCAGGGGGAGGACGUCCACCUCCAGGGCGGCUCCAGGGGGAGACACCACCGCCCCGUCCUCCCCUAGCAGCGGCACCACCGACGGGGCCGAAGGCAGCACCGAGGAGGCCGCCUCCCCCUCCACAUCCUCCCCUGCCUCCCCCGGCAGCCCCGUCCUCACCCUGUCCUCCCUGCAGGAGGAGCGGGAGAGCGAGGAGUCCGAUGAGCCCGUUUAGGAGGACAGACUCUCAAACGCUCAUCAAACUCUUAGAACUGGAAGCUUUUCUACUCCACAGUCUGACUCUUUUCACUCUUUGAAUCUCAGGUGUCUCCUUCUGACGUUCACCCACAUCUGGACCUGCUGUAGCCGACCACAUCUGUAGCAGCUGUUCGUCCUCUCAGCGCCUCUGAGCGGCUGAUGGCGGAGGAUUAUAUGCUAACGGAGAACGACUUAUCGACGAAUCACACGAAGAUCACAGGUUUACUGAUUGAGAUUAAUUUUAGCUACAUUUGUCGCAUAUUUCCUGUACGGUAAAUAUUUAAAUCAUUAUUAUCAGUUUGUAAUUUUAAAAAAUAAUAAAUGGUAAAAUUGUC